GAGGGCCUCUAGCUCAACACAGGAAACGGUCUUGGAGCAGGCCUUAAAUGCUAGAUUCCAGGCAGGGUUUAACUAACCACUGACAGCUCUGUAAACAAAGCCGGGACAAAAAAGAGAACAGCUUUCCCUUUUCUGGUAGUCAUUUUUACUUGGUGGGCCUGCAGGAGAAUUCUCCUAUAUUUGUCUCGAUAGGAUAUAAACCAAAGCCUGAAAGGGUUUUGCGCAUGAAGGAGCUAUAAAGGAGCAAGUAUUUUAUGGAGUAAAAUCUGACAACAAGAAGUCUGAUUUGGGGGAUUUAUCUGCACUUGAAUAUAUAUCAUGGAUGACUUUGAACGUCGCAGAGAACUUAGGAGACAAAAACGGGAGGAAAUGCGGCUGGAGACAGAAAGAUUAUCCUAUCAAAGAAAUGAUGAUGAUGAUGAAGAAGCUGCCCGAGAGCGACGCAGACGAGCCCGUCAAGAAAGACUGCGGCAAAAAGAAGAGGAUGACUUAGGGCAAGGAAUUGAGAAACCUGAAAUGAAUGCCCAAAAUAACAUUGCAGAAGGAGAGUCCAGAAGUACUUCUACAGUGACCACUGUUACGACCACUCUAGGUGAUGGAGACGACGAUGCUGUGUUCCGGGAGAGGAUGGCGCGGAGGGAGGAAAGGCGUCAAAAGCGUCUUCAAGAAGCAUUGGAGCGCCAAAAGGAACUUGACCCAACUGUUACCGAUGAGACCGUGUCCUUCACAAGCAAAAAAGUGGUGAAUAAUGUGGAGGAAAAUGAGACCCCGGGAAAAGAAGAAAAGGUAGAAACCCACAGAAGACACUAUGAGGUGGAGGAAACAGAAACCAUCACUAAAUCGUACCAGAGGAACAACUUGCAGCAGGAUGAAGAGGAUGAAAAGAAAGAUGAGGAAUACAAAGAAGAGAUGGAAGACCAGAAACCAAAGCCACAAGCCCUAGAGGAGAAUCAGGUAGAAUUAACUGUAGAGAAGGAGAAUAUAGACAAUGAGGAGGAAUCUGCAGUCUUGGAGGGAAAACAUCUUGAGGUAAAUGCAGAGGGGAACAAAUUAGACAAUGGCACCCAUGUCCUUGCCAGUUCAAAGGAGGACCUCAGCAUGACAGUAGUCGUAGGUGAAAAUAAGGAGGAAGACAAUGAGGCAGAAAUGAACCAGAUACAAAUUGAGGAGAGGGAAAGGCUGGAGAGGAAAGAAAGGGAGAGAGCCGAAGCUGAGGAGCAGAGGAAAGCAGAGGAAGAAAAAGAGAGAUUGGAAGCAGAGAAAAGAGAAGCUGAGGAGAAAGCAAAAAGAGAAGCUGAGGAGAAAGCAAAAAGGGAAGCUGAGGAGAAAACAAGGCUUGAGGCAGAAGAGCGGGAGAGGGUGAAGGCAGAAGAACAGCGGAAGGCUGAGGAGGAGAGAAAGAGGAAGGAGAAGGAAGAGGCAGAGAAGAAAAAAGCUGCCCAGGAGAAAGAGAGACGCGAGGCUGAGGAGAGGGAGAGGAGGAAGGCAGCCGAAGAGAAAAAAGCAGCGGAGGAACGAGAGAGGGCUAAGGAGAAGGAGAAGAGGGAGGCAGAGGAGAGGGCCAAAGCUGAGGCGAAGGCUAAGCUAGAAGAGGAGAGGUUAAAGGCCAAGCAAAAGGCCGAGGAGAAAAAGGUAGACCAGCUGAAAGGCAAGAAAGGGGACGAGAAGAAAAUAGAAGAGAAGCAGGUAAAAGAGAAGAAACUCCAAGAGGAGAAAAUCACAGCAGCUUCCCUCAGGAAACAGGGGGAAGAAAAUAAAGUGGAAGCUAAAAAAGGAAACCUACAGGAGAAGAAGCUUCAGCCAGCCUUCAGGAAAGAGGAGAUGAAAGAUAACAAACUGAACAGAGAUAAAAUGCCCAAAGAAGAGGCAAAGUCCAUCUGGGAUCGCAAGAAGGGAAUUCCAGAUUCUAAGCCACAAAACGGGGAAUGCAUCCAAGAACUCCCUGCUCACAAGCUGAAGCACACCGAGCAUGCUUUUGGCCGACCGGGGUUCAAAACCACACCAGGAUCCGAAGAUGCCAAACCGCAGGUGGAAGCUGGCAAGAGGGUGGAGGAGUUGCGCCGUCGGCGGGGUGAAAAUGAGAGCGAAGAAUUUGAGAAGCUGAAGCAGAAGCAACAGGAGACGGCGGUGGAACUGGAGGAGCUGAAGAAGAAGCGUGAAGAACGGAGGAAGAUUCUGGAAGACGAAGAACAGAGAAGGAAGAAAGACGAGGCGGAGAGGAAAGUUCGGGAAGAGGAGGAGAAGAGGCGGCCUGAAGGAAGAAAUUGAGAAAGAAGGGCAGAAGCCGCCGAGAAACGCCAGAAGAUACCAGAUGAAGCACAGAGUGAUGAUAAGAAGCCCUUCAAGUGUUUCACUCCAAAGUGUUCAAGUUUGACCAUAGAAGAACGUGCAGAGUUCUUGAACAAAUCCGCCCAGAAGAGUGGCAUGAAACCUACUCACACUACUCCAGUUGUCUCCAAGAUAGACAGUCGGCUGGAACAAUAUACCAGCGCAAUUGUGGGCAACAAAACUGCAAAGGCCACCAAGCCAGCUGCUUCUGACCUCCCAGUUCCUGCUGAGGGAGUUCGUAACAUCAAGAGCAUGUGGAGAAAGCAAUGUGUUGCAUCACCCUCUGGAAUGGGGACACCCAAUAAGGAAACAGCUGGGUUGAAGGUUGGAGUCUCCAGUCGCAUCAAUGAAUGGUUAACUAAGACCCCAGAAAGCAACAAAUUGGCUGCUUCCAAACCAUCGGACUUACGACCUGGAGAUGUAUCUGGCAAACGCAACCUUUGGGAAAAGCAGUCGGUUGAGAAGACCCCUUCUUCAUCAAAGGUCACAGCAGCAGGAAGGAAGUUGGAGACUAUGCAGGUUUGAGACAAUUUGAAAAGGAGCCUUAAGGAAGCCACCAAUUACGCUGGACCAACUCGGUUUUCAAAAACAGAAGUGCUAAAAUUUGUCCUUUCCUUUUUAUAUAUAUUUAUGUUUGUUUUUGUUGGUUUACUUGGGAGGGGGCGGGAGGGGUUGGCUACAUUAUCCCAGUUUUUAAGGAAACCAUGUAUAUUAGCACUGUAUUUAAUAUUCAGUCUUAAAACAUUUGUCUUAAUAGUAGUGUCUUUGAACAAGAGCCUUAUUCCUCAAAAAAAAAGAAAACCAUGCUGUGAAAGAGAGAGAGACUUCUACUGACAGAGUCUCAACAAACUAUAUGUCCAGGCAGGAGGAGAAGGGGACAUCUACUGUGCACAUCUUCCAUUUGUGGGUCCUAUCCCAAAUAGAUGAGGCCAACCCAGGCCUAGGAUAGGAGGAACAGAGGCCAGAUCAUUCACAACAGUGGUGGGUUCCUCUCCCCAUCACUACUGGUAUGCUGCACAUGGGGCCGGGCAUCCUGGUCGUGCAUGCGUGCUGCGCAUAUAUGUGCACUCCACUGCCCCUGCGACACCAAGCUGCUUGUCGAAGGUUCGCAGGCGCCGCACGCUGUGUGCGCAGGCGCAGUUGGCCGGUUGCUUUAAAAACAGGCAUGGAAUGCGGGUGGGUGGUGGACCAAAUGAGCCACUGUAUCGGUAUGGUGGCCGCUUCUCCCGGCUACUACCGGUACGCCCGUACCGGGCCGUACCAGCUGGAACCCACCUGAUUCACAAGCAGAGCACCUGAACAGUGGGUCCUCAAGAGUCAAGGCAGAGUCAACCUCUUUGACCUACUGUUGACUUGAGUGUAAGAAGGUUUGGUAUAAUUCCCUGUAGCCUAUUGUGGUCUACAGAACACUUAUAUGAUAGGUUCAUCAUCUUUGGUGACCCACCACCUUUGAUGGCACCACGGCCUUCUCCCCCUUUGCUCUCCAACAUCAUGUCACAGAUUGCCAUGUGUUGUUGCUGGAGUGCCUAAUCCACCGCUUACCUUUUUGCUUAGGUCAUACCUGUAAGCGGAGGUCACCUUCUCCAUCUUAAGGUCAUGUGUAGAGCAAAGGAAUCUUGCUUUCCAUGAAAGGAAAGUAGGAGAGAUGCAAGGAAUUAGGUGCUGUGGAUCGUACCCAAGUAUCCUUCCUGUAGCUAAGUGGGAUGAGCCCCAUUUACACCCGCCCCCUUUUCAGCACUUUAGAGUAAGGCAUGGAAGAAACAUGCUAAGUUGGCGAUUUCCUUCCGUAAGAAGUCUAUGACAAAUUAGCAUCAUCAGUACAAUUUUCAUAGUUUUAAAAGUAGCUCCCUUUGGUAAGUUAUAGUUAAUACCCUGAAUUUGGACAAUUGCAAUCGGCUGUGGUACUGAUAACGUUUCUCUCUCUCUUUUUGUUUGUAUUUUUUAACAGUUUUAGAACAUUUCGCUUUUUAAAAUGUCAUGUAUAAGGCACUACUAAUAAUAGAAGGCUUUUAAUACUUAUUUACUUCAUUUAGCUAUAAACUUACAUAAGUAGCCAAUAUCACAACUUUUUUUAAAAAAAAAUACACACCUUUUAUAUUAAUUCCAUAAUUGCCAUUAGGGACAGGGCAAGAGAAGUAUUAGAUUUUUUUUAAAAAAAAUAAUAAUAAAAGAUGAGCGAUUAAAAUUAUAGUUUUAAAGAGGGAAGGAAAAAAAAAGUUUUAGGUCAUAGGUCACAUGUAUAAAACGAUAUAGCUAAUUUAUAUAGAACUACCAUAAUUACCA
This is a messenger RNA of Thamnophis elegans (Western terrestrial garter snake), 4611 nucleotides long. Its product is annotated as caldesmon-like. NCBI's taxonomy places the organism in Eukaryota, Metazoa, Chordata, Lepidosauria, Squamata, Natricidae. Gene Ontology annotation, cellular component: actin cytoskeleton. Gene Ontology annotation, biological process: actin filament bundle assembly; muscle contraction; angiogenesis. The record is from RefSeq and is a predicted model, not a curated record. Gene Ontology annotation, molecular function: calmodulin binding; myosin binding; actin binding.